Messenger RNA from Ricinus communis (castor bean), 1510 nucleotides. RefSeq names its product probable isoaspartyl peptidase/L-asparaginase 3. The record is from RefSeq and is a predicted model, not a curated record. The transcript is spliced from 7 exons. Bases 190 to 1263 code for a protein of 357 amino acids. Gene Ontology annotation, molecular function: N4-(beta-N-acetylglucosaminyl)-L-asparaginase activity. NCBI's taxonomy places the organism in Eukaryota, Viridiplantae, Streptophyta, Magnoliopsida, Malpighiales, Euphorbiaceae. Gene Ontology annotation, biological process: protein deglycosylation.
CUUAAGUUUAAGGGACUAUUUAUCGAAAAAAUUUAAAUUAGAUGUAUUUGAUGUUUGGACAUAAAUUGAGGGAUCAAAUUGAUCCUUUGUCCAAAAAUGAAUGGUUAAAAGGAAAGAAAUCCAAAAACAUCUUGGCAGUAUCGAGGUCCAACAUUUGAUCGAAUCAGAAAGCUAAUCAGUGACAGUUCCAUGGCCACGGGAAGCCUACCCACCAUUCUUCUCUUCCUCUUCACAUUCUUCUCCAUGGUACUAGUAGAUGAUGGCGCUGUGAGUUCAGCCCAGUACCCACUAGUAGUGAGCACGUGGCCAUUCAAAGAAGCUGUUAAAGCUGCUUGGAGAGCUGUAGAUGGUGGCCUUUCUGCUGUUGAUGCCGUUGUGGAGGGUUGUUCUACUUGUGAGGUACUUAGGUGUGAUGGUACAGUGGGACCUGGUGGAAGUCCAGAUGAGAAUGGAGAAACUACAAUUGAUGCCCUGGUCAUGAAUGGGGUGACAAUGGAGGUUGGAGCUGUUGCUGCCAUGAGGUAUGUGAAAGAUGGCAUCAAAGCUGCAAAAUUAGUGAUGCAACAUACACAACACACUCUGCUUGUUGGGGAGCAGGCAUCAGCCUUUGCCAUUUCAUUGGGUCUUCCUGGACCUACAAACCUGAGUUCAUCUGAGUCCAUGGAGAAAUGGACUAAAUGGAAAGAAAAUCGCUGCCAACCUAACUUUUGGAAAAAUGUCUUGCCAGUUAACAGCUGUGGUCCUUAUCAUCCAAAGGGCAUCAUGAAUGUCAAGGAAGAGGAAUGCUCCCAAAUUAACGCAAUGGGACUGGCUGAACCAAGAUCAUCUCAUAUUGGUCGUCAUAACCAUGACACUAUAUCAAUGGCCGUCAUUGAUAGGAUGGGGCAUGUAGCUGUUGGUACAUCAACAAAUGGGGCCACAUAUAAGAUCCCAGGCAGAGUGGGUGAUGGGCCCAUUGCGGGAUCUUCAGCAUAUGCCGACAAUGAUGUUGGUGCUUGUGGUGCGACCGGUGAUGGUGACAUCAUGAUGCGCUUCCUUCCAUGCUAUCAAGUAGUCGAAAGUAUGAGAUUAGGUAUGGAACCUAGAGACGCUGCCAAGGAUGCAAUAUCACGUAUCGCAAGAAAAUUUCCUGGUUUUGUGGGAGCUGUUUUUGCCGUCAAUAAGAAUGGUGUGCAUGCUGGUGCUUGCCAUGGAUGGACGUUUCAGUACUCGGUGAGGAGUCCAGAAAUGAACAAGGUGGAGGUUUUCACAGUGUUCCCCUGAGCCUGAAGUAGCAACUCAUUAUUGCAAACCAUUAGUUAAUUCAUCAGAGAAUGCAACAUCCUCGCUGUAUUUUUCCAAUAACUUUGUUAAAGUGCAUGUCUAGAAAUUAUUUUGGCCCAUUUUAUGUUCGGUUGAGUGAAAAGAAGAUAUUUCCAUAGCUUGAGAAUUGGGAGAAUGUAAUGCAAAAGCUUGCAACACAAGUGUGUGUUAGGCUUGCGUUAUUAAUUAAAAUCGAAACAUUAUGAAA